Molecule: messenger RNA, 2738 nt
Organism: Meleagris gallopavo (turkey)
Lineage: Eukaryota; Metazoa; Chordata; Aves; Galliformes; Phasianidae
Source: RefSeq, a predicted model, not a curated record
UGUGCAACGCCUUCCAGUGGAUCCAGUACGGCAGCAUCAACAACGUCUUCGUGCGCUUCUAUGGCGUGAGCACCUUUGCCAUCGACUGGCUGUCCAUGAGCUACAUGCUCGCCUACAUCCCGCUGCUCUUCCCCGUGGCCUGGCUGCUGGACAAGAAGGGGCUGCGCGUCAUUGCCCUGCUGGGCUCGGCCCUCAAUGCGGUGGGCGCCUGGGUGAAGCUGGGCAGCCUGCGGCCGCAGCUCUUCUCUGUCACCGUGCUGGGGCAGGUGGUCUGCUCCCUGGCGCAGGUCUUUAUCCUGGGCAUGCCCUCGCGCAUCGCCUCUGUCUGGUUUAGCCCCCGCGAGGUGUCCACAGCCUGCUCCGUUGCCGUCUUCGGGAACCAGCUCGGGAUUGCUCUUGGCUUUCUGAUCCCUCCUGUGCUUGUUCCCAAUGUGGAAGAUGUGGAGAAACUGGCUUACCACAUAAGCAUCAUGUUCUUCAUGACAGCAGGCGUAGCAACAGCCCUCUUCAUCCUGGUCGUCAUAGUCUUCAAAGAGAAGCCUCCAUACCCUCCGAGCCGAGCUCAGGCUCUGAUCCAGUCACAACCAACAGAGGAAUAUUCCUAUGUGCAAUCGAUCCUCCGCCUGCUUCGCAAUGCCAACUUUGUGCUGCUUAUGGUCACUUAUGGUCUGAAUACAGGUUGCUUCUACUCCCUGUCCACUCUGCUGAACCGCAUGGUGGUCCAUCACUACCCAAACGAGGAGGUGAAUGCUGGCAGGAUUGGACUCACCAUUGUACUAUCGGGCAUGGCUGGUGCUCUGAUCUCUGGCCUCUGGUUGGACAGAACCAAAACCUACAAACAGACAACACUAGUGGUCUAUAUCAUGUCUCUGGUGGGGAUGAUAGUUUACACUUUCACUCUGAAGCUAGGCCACCUCUGGGUGGUCUUUGUGACUGCAGGCGUUCUGGGAUUUUUCAUGACAGGGUACCUUCCCUUGGGCUUUGAGUUUGCUGCAGAGUUGACAUACCCAGAAUCAGAAGGAACAUCAUCAGGGCUUCUUAAUGUCUCAGCACAGAUCUUCGGUAUUGCCUUCACCAUCAGUCAAGGGCAGAUCAUAGAUCACUUUGGGACAAAAGCAGGAAACCUCUUUCUUUGUUCCUUCCUGUAUCUGGGGUCCAUUAUGACAGCAUUCAUUAGGGCUGAUCUCCGAAGACAGCAGGCGAAUGUGGAAAAUGAACACACAAGACUUCAAGGCAGCAAUCAGAUCACGGCUUAUGGACUGUAGCUUGUAACCCCAAUCCCAUCAAUUCCCAUUCCUGUUCACUAGCUCACAUACGAAGGUUACAAGUAAUGAAUGUUGAAGAAGACCCUAUCUGUACCGUGCUGUGGAAUUAUUCCAGCCAUAAGUCCAAGCUGGGGAUGGGCAAGAAAGGCGGCAGAAUGCCAGCCUUGAGUGGGGUGAAGAGGGAAUGAAAGUUCCUGAAGAAAGUGAUGCCAGAAGCCUGUGCUGUUCCCAUAGCCCUUGAGGAGUCAAAGCUGUGAAAAAGAGGGGUGGCAGAGCUGGGAGAUACGGGACACCACCCUGCCCUCAUUCUCACCCUUGCUAGCUCCACCAUCCUGUUACAUGUGAAUUCUGGCAGAGGGGCAGCUGGGAACUGCUUGUAGAGCAUGACAGAGUGAAACAAGGAGUUGCUCCCUUCAGUUAUACCUCUACACCUUGCUGUUCUGGAGACUGUGUUGAGUGAGAAGAAAAGUUGGGAAAAGUCACUGCUCCCCUUCACCCCAUGUAUGCUUGGAAGAAAAGCACACGUUCUCAGAAAAGCCCCAGUUGCAGGCGAGUCCUGAGCAGGUGAGGGUGGCACCUUGCAUGUGGUCUGUGCCUCCUCUCCCAGGGAAGCAAUGACAUAGAAUGCCAGAGCUGGACUGUGAGCAGCCCUGGGAGAGCUGUGACCUGGUUCUCAGGAAGGGAGAUUGCACUGAGUGCCUGUGAUACCCUCCAUGUUGCACAGGUGAUGGUAGGGGGUAACACCAGCCAAUCUGUGCAAAGCAGUGCAACUGCCAGUGCCAGCUUUUUAUAUGUGGCUGUAGAUAAAGAUCCACCUAGAAUUCACUUGGGUUGCUCUAAUUGUCCUGUAUAGUAGGAAUAAAUGAGAGAGACCAAUAGAUCUACUACUAGAGGCAAAGGUUAGUGUUGUGGCUACAACCUGAGCCCAGAUCAGCCCUGGGCUAACAGCAGGAGUGACUCAAAGCAAGGCUGAGGAUCAUAUCUUCCUCCUUAAUGAUGAAGUGCCUUUUGCAACUUUUAACACUACACAAAAGCCUUUGUGGAAUAUCAGAUGACUUGUCAGGGCAACGUUACCCUGCACUGCUAUGGUGAGGUGUUUUCAGCAUAGUGGGAAUGAGUAUGAAGGCUUCCACUUUACUAGAAGCCUUCUUAAACACCAGCAUAUGAGACAGAACUGCGGGUAUCUCCCAGUCACAAACAUAGACCCUCAAAACCCUUUUCCUUCCUUUCCAGCAUCCAUCCCUUGGUGGAGACGUGAAGUGUCCUUAUACAAUAUCAUACAGUUACACGCAUGUUUCCUACUGGAAAAAAAAACACAAAUGCAGACUGGAUGAAAAUAUAUUAAAAAGAUUCCUUUUUUUGAUAGUUUGGGAUUGAGGAUGUGGUCUAAAAUGGCUUUUAAAAUAUAAUUUUUAUAUGAAAUAAAAACAUUUCAAGUAUGAUACUUUUGUAUCAUAGAGUUGAAACUCUCAA